AUGGGCGACCAACUGCAGGUGGACCCUGCGUGCCAGUGCCCGGUGCGCCCGGUGGACGGAUACGUGAGCCGGGGGGACCGCAAGCCAUACCUCUCGCAUCUGCUGCAGCCGAGCGCCUCGCCGCAGCAUCUGCUCGCGGUGAGCGACGUGCCGGCGCUGCUCCUCUUUGACAAGGCGCGGCUUGCCCAACCUAUGCGCACGAUUCCUGUGCCGGCGGACGAAAACAUUACUGGUGUUGCGAAUGUCGAGUACGCGUCCGCGGCAUGGGCGGGCUCGUCGCAGGCCGGCUACAUUGCGCUAUGGGAUGCGCGCUCGCAGAGCGCCGACGCGGUACGCCUCGCUGGCCCUAGCGGCGCACCGUACCUGUCGGUCGCCGCGAACGGGCCGCACAUUGCCGCAGGUACCGAGCUCGUGGGAGCCGAUGCCGCGAUUGAUUUGUGGGAUAUGCGGAAUCCACAGACGCCGCUGUGCACGUACGGCGACGUGCACUCGGACGAUAUCAUGACGCUGACUUUUCACCCCGAUGCCGCGGCGCACCCUAAUAUCCUCCUGAGUGGCGGUAUGGAUGGCCUCGUGAGCGCAAUUGAUACCACGAUCGCGCAGGAGGAGGAUGCUGUGAUCUCGGUGGGAAAUACGGAUAGCAGUCUUGCGCGCGUCGGCUUUGCGACGCACGCACCGUCGUACCGCUACGCGCCCAAGACGCCCCCCACCGAUGUGGAUCUGGACGAAAAGGACCUGGCACUCAGCACCGAUCCCCGGCGCACGGCGCUCGGCCCGGUGUAUGCGGUGAGCAACAUGCAGACGCUCGGCGUGUGGGACGCGGACAAGUUUGACUGUAUCGUAUCCGACGUCGCUGUGCGCACUCCUACGAGUUUCCGGCCACCGUGGGUUACCGACUAUGUUGUAGACGCCGGGAGCGUACUGCCUACACCGAUCGUGGCCGAUGCUGGCACCGUGCGCAUUCCCAUGAUGGUCGGCGACCAAGAAGGCGGCGCGGCGCUCAUCAGCGUGGACGUCGACGCGAGCGACGCAUCUGCGCAGUGGACGCUGCACGCGCGCCUUCCCUGCGCACAGACCUCGAGCCAGGCGCAUUCCGACAUUGUGCGCAGCGUUGCAUGGGAUGCGAAUACGCAGCGCCUCUUUACCGGUGGCGAAGACGGCAAGCUCCUCGCUUGGGCACUCGACGGAAGCACGCCUCAAGCAGCGCACCAUCUGGUGCCCGACCAGCUUGGCCCGCUGCUAUAUGUGCGGCACCCCGUCUCUCAAGCCCCGCCGCAGCCGCACGCGCCGUGUGCGGUUAUGGUGUGUGGCUGGAUGGAUGCCCAGCUGAAGCACGUCGACAAGUAUGCGAAGCCGUACUCUGAGAUGUAUCCCCAUGCGACGGUGCUGAUCCAGCUGUCCACCGCCAAGUCCGCUUUUUUUACGACACGCGAAGGUAACCGCCCCGAGGCCGAGACGUCGCUCGAAGUGCUCCGCUCGGCCUCAGACCGUGCGCGGAGCAUGGUGCCUGGCGAGCGCCCGACGGUCCUGUUCCACUCCUUUUCAAACGGUGGUUUUAUUCCGCUCAUGACGCUCCUGUACUUUGGGUGCAAGGACCCUAUGCGCCUCCCGCAACCGCUCGCGCACAUUAUGGAGUGCUCACCCGGCGUGCUGAGCGGCAAGACACUCGCGGAUGCCAUGACCGUCGCCGCAGACACCAGCACAAUGUACGGUCGCACGAGCGAGUGGAUGUCGCGUACGCUCAGCCGUGCGCUCAUGGACGGAAUUGCCGGCUACUCGCUGGCGCGCGGCCAAGAGCACCCUUUCGAGCAGGCCAAGCGCGAGUUCAACGAGCCGGCGACGUGGGCAUGGAGCGAUGCGCCGGCGCGAAUUCCUCCUCGCCUCUAUACGAUGACGCUCGCGGACCAGUUCAUUCCUCCUGACCGCGUCUACAAGCAUGCGGCGCAGAUGAAUGCGGCCAUCACUGGCCACGCCGGCGAUGUGCCGGUGGUCGACAUGGAAGGCCUCGCGCCCGAAGACGUGCGCCUGAACAAUGUCCCGGUGCAAAUCUGCCGCUGGGAGCAUGCGAUGCACUGCGCGUUGGCUCGCCAUGCGGGCCCUACGUACUGGACGGCGAUCCGCCAAUUCCUUACCUCGGUGGUGGCUACGGGUGUGGCACCGCAGAGCAAACUCUAG
Malassezia japonica is the source of this 2175-nucleotide messenger RNA. RefSeq lists its product as uncharacterized. Gene Ontology annotation, molecular function: protein binding. The record is from RefSeq and is a predicted model, not a curated record. The transcript is spliced from 3 exons. Bases 1 to 2175 code for a protein of 724 amino acids. NCBI's taxonomy places the organism in Eukaryota, Fungi, Basidiomycota, Malasseziomycetes, Malasseziales, Malasseziaceae.